UGGGAGUCGCGGCGAGUACAAAGCCAGAAAAAAUACCCUUUACAAGAAGUGGUCCGAAGUUAAGAACAUGGAUGACAUUCCACCAUAUUUAGCAACUGGUCCUAAUUGGAGCCCUUCAUGUCCUAAAGGUGGUAACAAACGCCGACGACGUGCUGCUGUUGCAGAAAUAGAACCGUUGAACUUCAUCAUAGGCACCGAAGACUGUUCCAAUAAUCAAGAGUACUGCAACGGGCCACUGAAAGCAGGAAGAGCAUACAAAGUGAAAUCAUUUGCAUGCACGACAUCCGGAUGUACAGAAACACUAUAUUCACAACCGAGUAGGACAGCUCCUGACCCAACGGCAGGAAUAAUAGGCGGAGCUGUGGCAGCUGUUGUAGCCAUUGUCAUUGCAGGAGUUGUUAUCAUCUUCAUGAAACGGAAAAAGCGACUAUGUUUCGCCGGAAAGGAAGUUGAAAAUGGCACCAGAAAAGGAGUUGUUGAUAUGCAAAAUAUAGACACUGAUACAGAUCAUAUUUUCAAACCGUGUCCAGUGAAAUUAUCGGAGUUCCCCGCUUACGUGGAAAACAUGCACAAGGACAGUAAUCUUUUAUUCGCGGAGGCUUACAAGCUGCUGAAAGAACAAAGUCCAUCUCAUCCUGUGACGGCCGCAAAUUCCGAGAAUAGUAGGCCAAAGAACCGUUACACCAACAUCAUGCCUUGUGAGUGUUCGCUUACAUUGAUUACUGUUCUGUGUCUCAAGACAUAGAAUUUGUCAUGUGUUUAACGUGUCAAAAUAAUAUAGUGUUUUUAAAUUCAAGCAGUUUUUAAUUGAU
Dreissena polymorpha is the source of this 812-nucleotide messenger RNA. Its product is annotated as tyrosine-protein phosphatase 10D-like. The transcript is spliced from 7 exons. The record is from RefSeq and is a predicted model, not a curated record. The coding region runs from base 68 to 745 and encodes 225 amino acids. NCBI's taxonomy places the organism in Eukaryota, Metazoa, Mollusca, Bivalvia, Myida, Dreissenidae.